Messenger RNA from Eucalyptus grandis, 5624 nucleotides. RefSeq lists its product as uncharacterized. The transcript has 15 exons. Gene Ontology annotation, molecular function: ATP binding; protein serine/threonine kinase activity. Gene Ontology annotation, biological process: recognition of pollen; protein phosphorylation. The record is from RefSeq and is a predicted model, not a curated record. The coding region runs from base 156 to 5243 and encodes 1695 amino acids. NCBI's taxonomy places the organism in Eukaryota, Viridiplantae, Streptophyta, Magnoliopsida, Myrtales, Myrtaceae.
CUUGGUCGCUUCCAUUCCAUGACCGUUUGAUAUCUUAUCCCACUGGAAAUGGCUAGUGAUGGACUAUGCAAUAAAAGUAAAGAAUAUCCUCAGGUAGGCUUCAGCUAGAUAUCAUUGGUGAGAAGCUUUGAGUUUAAAACUGGCCAUUGAGAGGGAUGAGCCAGGAAAGAAUAAACAAAAUCCUUAUGGCAUUCUUAAAGCUUCCUUAUUCCCCCUUCUUUUACUCUGCUUUUACCAUGUUAGUGCUGAAUUUGUCGAUGGCGUCUGAUACCUUAAGUUCAGGUCAGUCCAUUAAAGAUGGAGAGAAAUUGAUCUCUUCAGGCCAAAGCUUUGAGCUUGGCUUUUUCUCUCCUGGCAACUCUACGAACAGGUACUUUUGCAUAUGGUACCAGAUCACUCCGGAAACUGUUGUUUGGGUUGCCAACAGGGACAAUCCACUCACUGAUUCACACGGAGUUCUCACAUUUAGCCAUGAUGGAGAUCUAGUUCUUGUCAAUCAAUUGAAGAGGGUCGUCUGGUCUUCGAAUUUGUCCAGGGUUCUGAAAAACCCAGUUGCCCAGCUCUUAGACACUGGGAAUCUUGUUGUUAGAGAGCAUACUAAUUUAAAUUCUGAUAACUAUUCAUGGCAGAGUUUUGAUCAUCCGUCCGACACUUUACUACCCAGUAUGAAAAUAGGGUGGGACUUGAAAAUCGGUUUAGAAAGGCGUCUGACAUCUUGGAAAAGCAUGGAUGAUCCUUCCUCUGGAGACUAUAGUUACAGGUUGAACAUUCAUGGGUUGCCUCAAUAUGAACUCGUCAGCUUAGGAUCUGGCAAGAAAUAUCGGACAGGACAGUGGAACGGACUACAAUUCAGUGGUUCUUCAAUGGCACCGAGUGAAGUGGGGACGGAUGUGUUCUUCUAUGGUGAAAAUGAAAUAUAUUCUGUAUAUGGAGCCAGAAAAAGUAAAUUUAUCCUAAGAGUAGUUGUAAACCAUUCUGGGUCGAUCCAGAUCUAUGUCGCAAGUAAAAGAAGCAAUGCCUGGAAUAUCAUGUACUCGUCACCCAACGAUAAAUGUGAUACUUAUGGUACUUGUGGAGCCAACAGUAUCUGUAGAAUUAACAGAGAUCCAAUAUGCGAUUGCUUGAAGGGGUUUGUACCAAAGUCCCCAGAAGAAUGGGGUCUCCUCAAUUGGUCAGGUGGAUGCACGAGAAGAAUACCAAUAAAUUGUUCGAAGGAAGAAGGCUUCCUCAAACUUGCAAAAGUUAAACUUCCUGACAUGUUGAAGUUCUGGUUGAACAAGAGCAUGGGCCUUGAGGAAUGCCAGGUGGAGUGCUUAAAGAGCUGUCCAUGCACUGCUUAUGCUAAUUCAGAUGUUAGAAGAGGAGGUAGUGGCUGUAUCCUGUGGUUUGGAAGCCUAAUUGACAUUAAGGAGUAUGAAGAAGAUAACCAUGGGCAAACUCUAUACAUCCGCCUACCAAAAUCUGAACUGGAUUUCCUUCAUAAUUCUGACAAGAAGAAAAGGGUGGUCAUCCUCGUAUUGGUGUCAGCUAUUGCUGCUUUGUUUCUAUCAGCCGUGGUGUACUUCCAUUGUAUCAGGAAUUGCCGAAUAAAGAGCAAAGGUUGGAAAGUCAAGGAGGAAGAUGUUGAUUUGCCACUUUUUGAUCUGGCUACCAUUGUUAAGGCUACGGAUGGUUUCUCUGAGGACAAUCUGAUUGGAGCUGGUGGCUUUGGCCCAGUUUACAAGGGCAAUCUUUUCACAGGACAAGAAGUAGCAGUGAAGAGACUGUCAAGAAACUCAGGACAAGGUCUUGAAGAGUUCAAGAAUGAAACAAUUCUGAUAGCCAAACUUCAACACCGGAAUCUUGUGGGGCUUCUGGGUUGUUGCAUGGAGAGGGAGGAAAGGAUUUUGGUCUAUGAGUACAUGCAAAACAAGAGCUUGGAUUGUUUUAUCUUUGAUCGUGAAAGAUGCUUAUUGUUAGACUGGGAAAAACGAUUUGACAUUAUCAUUGGGAUUGCAAGAGGUCUUCUCUAUCUCCACCAUGAUUCUAAACUUCAAGUAAUUCACCGGGAUCUCAAAGCUAGCAACAUAUUGUUGGAUGGCAGCCUAAGCCCAAGAAUCUCAGACUUUGGGUUAGCAAGAAUUUUCGCACAUGAUGAGAAAGAAGCAAAGACAAAGAGAAUUAUAGGAACUUAUGGCUAUAUGUCCCCUGAGUAUGCCUUCGAUGGAAAAUUCUCUGUGAAAUCUGAUGUCUUUAGCUUUGGUGUGAUGCUGUUAGAGAUUGUAAGUGGCAAAAGAAACAGAGGAUUCUGUCACCCAAAUCAUCAUCAUAACCUUCUUGGACAUGCAUGGUUGCUUUGGAGUGAAGACAGAGCCAUGGAACUCAUUGAUGGGUGCUUGUGUGAUUCGGUUGAACCUCAAGUAAAAAGAUGCAUCCAUGUCGGCUUGUUAUGCGUGCAGAAGUUCCCCAAUGAUAGACCAGCGAUGUCCUCUGUAGUUGCCAUGUUAGGAAAUGAAAGUGCAAGCUUGCCUCCACCUAAACAUCCUGGUUUCUUUAUGGAAAGAAGUUCAAUGGACUUAAGCACAACCCGGAUGCAUGAAGAACUCCAUUCUGUCAAUGUAGUCACGGUGACGAGGUUGGAUGGUCGAUACGGACGACGAAACUGCAAUUUUCUCUUGGACCUGAAAGGAAUGGUGGAGGAAGGUGAUGUGGGCCCAACAUUGGUGGGACUUUCUUGUUAUAAUGCAGGCCUUGAACCUUUGAGUUUAAAACUCGUCAUUGAAAGGGAGGAGCCAGGGGAAAAAUUUACAGAAGGCUUUAUGGCAUUGGAAAAGCUUACUCAUUUCCCCCUCUUUUUCUCUGCUUUUGUCAUGGUUGUGCUGAACCUCUCGACCGCAUCUGAUACCAUAAGGUCAAGUGAGUCCAUUAAAGAUGGAGAGAAAUUGGUCUCUUCAGGCCAAAUCUUUGAGCUUGGCUUCUUCUCUCCGGAAAACUCCAAGUACAGGUACUUGGGGAUAUGGUACAAAUUUAGCCCUGAAAAAGUCGUUUGGGUCGCCAACAGAAACAAGCCCCUCACUGAUUCAGAUGGUGUUCUCACAUUUAGCGAGGAGAGGAAUCUAGUUGUUCUCAACCGAUCAAAGACUGUCGUCUGGUCUUCAAAUUCCUCCACGGUUUUAAGAAACCCGGUUGCACAGCUAUUGGAUUCGGGUAACCUUGUCGUUUCAGAGAAUAUCAGUUCAGGUUCUGGUGAAUAUUCAUGGCAGAGCUUUGACUAUCCAACUGACACCCUUUUAGCUGGUAUGAGAAUAGGACGGAGCCUCAAAACUGGUUUCGAAUGGCAUCUGACUUCUUGGAAAAGCACGGAUGAUCCUUCCUCUGGAGACUACACCUACGGGAUAAAAUUCAAUGAGGUGCCCGAAUUUGAAGUGCUCAAACGAGGCUCCACAAAAACAUUUCGAACAGGGCCAUGGAAUGGAUUCUGUUUCUCGGGAUUUUCAAUGACUGAGAGUACCCUUUUCAAGCCAACGUUUGUUUACAAUGAAACAGAUGUAUAUUUGAAGUUUGAAUCUUCAGGGGAUGAUAUCACCACCAUAAUCACAUUGAAUCAGUCUGGUCUUGUGCAACAUCUUUUAAGGAAGAAAGAGAGCUCUGCAUGGGAUGUCACAAUCUCAUUUCCCCGUGAUCCAUGUGAUAACUAUGGAAAGUGUGGUGCUAAUGGUGUCUGCAGAAGUAACAAAGACCCUAGAUGCCAGUGUUUGCAGGGUUUCAUGCCCACGUCCCAAGAAGAGUGGCAAGUAACUAAUCCAACCAGGGGAUGCAUUAGGAAAGCUCAAUUAAAUUGCUCUCAGGAAGAGGGCUUCCUGAAACUUUCAAUGCUGAAACUGCCCGACCUGAUAGACUUUUGGGUAAACAAAAAUAUGAGCAUUGAGGAAUGCAAGGCAGAGUGUCUAAAGAACUGUUCUUGUACAGCUUAUGCUAAUUCAGAUGUUAGAAGAGGAGGAAGUGACUGUUUCAUGUGGUUCGGCGAUCUCAUUGAUAUUAGAGAAUCUGAACAAGUCAACUAUGAACAAGAUGUCUACAUAAAAUUACCUGCUUCUGAGUUAGAUUCCAUCCACAGCCCUGCCAAUAAGAAAAUACUGUUGAUUGCCACAGUGGCUUCAGUCAUUUGUGGAUUGUUAAUAGCCGGUAUAGCAUUGAGUAUAAUGUGGAAGAGCAGAAUCAGAAGAAGAGGCUUGCAAUGUCAGAAGGAAGAAAUUGAUUUACCAUCAUUUGAUUUUUCUAUCAUUGCUGUUGCUACCGGACAUUUCUCACAGACCAACAUGAUUGGAGCGGGUGGCUUUGGUUCAGUGUACAAGGGAAAUCUCUCCACGGGUCAAGAAAUAGCAGUGAAGAGGCUGUCCAGAAGUUCAAGACAAGGUCUCGAAGAGUUUAUGAAUGAAGUACUCCUAAUUGCCAAACUUCAGCAUAGGAAUCUUGUCGAACUUCUUGGCUAUUGCAUCGAAGGAGAAGAAAGAAUGUUAAUAUAUGAGUACAUGCCAAAUAAAAGCUUGGAUUAUUUCAUCUUCGAUGAUGACAGAAGCUUCUUGUUAGCAUGGAAAAGUCGCUUUGACAUAGCUCUAGGAAUUGCCAGAGGACUUCUGUAUCUUCAUCAGGAUUCGAAACUACAAGUCAUUUAUAGAGAUCUCAAAACAAGCAAUAUAUUGUUAGAUGCUGACCUCAAUCCUAAAAUCUCAGACUUUGGCCUUGCAAAAAUCUUUGGAGGCCAUGAAAGAGAAGCAAGAACAAAAAGAAUCAUUGGUACCCAUGGCUAUAUGUCUCCGGAAUAUGCUUUUGAUGGAAAAUUCUCCGUGAAAUCCGAUGUUUUUAGCCUUGGUGUACUUUUGCUAGAGAUAGUAAGUGGCAAAAGGAACAGAGGAUUCUGCCAUCCUGAUCAUGAACACAACCUUCUGGGGCAUGCAUGGUUGUUGUGGAGCGAAGGCAGGUCCUUGGAGCUUCUACAUGAAUCCCUACGCAACUCCUUCAUCACAUCCCAAGUAGAGAGAUGCAUUCAAGUCGGUUUGGUAUGCGUCCAAAAGUGUCAUGACGAUAGGCCAACAAUGUGUUCAGUCAUUUUCAUGUUAGUGAAUGAGGAAGCAAUCGUGCCACAACCUAAACAGCCGGGGUUCUUUAAGGAGAGAGGUCUGUCGAGCACAGAGGCAUCUUCAACAAGGGAAGAAUCUUGCACAGGGAAUAUUGUUACAAUCACCAUGCCAGAAGGUCGAUAAACUUCCCAUCGAGGAAGUUCCCUGCACUGUGGAAUUCAGAGAAGUUUUCUCGGUGAAUGAAGGGAGAAAGGAUCAGAAGAUGGUCUCCGAUCACUACAAUCUUCAACGUGGGAAAGUUGCAGUGACCUGCACUUUGAUGUUGCUUCAUCAGGUUUUAAAAUUUUAGAAAACAUUACUAAACAUUCUGAAAAGUUUCUGAAGGCAUACAUGCAGUUGCCUCUUCCAUGAAUCUGUGAUAUUUGUGUUCGCAAAUCUGUCGCCGCCUUGCAGAUGGAGGACUGGUUAACGCGAGACUAGGGCUACAGCAAAGGAUUCUCGUUUUCAUUCAGUGGGUCAAGCAACUUGUUAUGGGCCUUUCAAAAAAAUAAAUUGAGCCAGUGA